Cariama cristata (Red-legged seriema) is the source of this 1608-nucleotide messenger RNA. RefSeq names its product protein phosphatase 2, regulatory subunit B'', beta (gene PPP2R3B). Gene Ontology annotation, biological process: protein dephosphorylation. The coding region runs from base 1 to 1608 and encodes 535 amino acids. Lineage: Eukaryota; Metazoa; Chordata; Aves; Cariamiformes; Cariamidae. Gene Ontology annotation, cellular component: protein phosphatase type 2A complex. The record is from RefSeq and is a predicted model, not a curated record. The transcript has 12 exons. Gene Ontology annotation, molecular function: calcium ion binding; protein phosphatase regulator activity.
AUGUCACCUGGGAAAGUUUUGCAACCUGUACUGAAGAUGAAGGUGGAUGAACUCUUUUUGUGCUGGUUGAGUCAGCCUGCAACUCAGCUGACACUAAAGGACUGCUUGAGGAGAAUCAAGAAUGAGGAGAAAACUGAGACUGGUAAUGGAGAUUCAGGAAAUGGUACAAAUGAGAGGUUUGCUAAUAAAAAUUCCAAUUCCAAGCAGUGCAUAUUAGGAGAUACCAGAUUGCCUUUGAUGUCUUUCAGUCCUCCUCAACUUUCUACUACUACUCUUCCGUUGGCAACUCCAGCCAGCUCAAGGAACGUUUCUAAUGUUAGAGCAACACGUCGAUCCUCAGGAAUCAGAGCAGUUCAACCAAAGAAGGAAGAAACUUUGCCACCAUCACUUAGUCAAAACAUUCCAACUUUCUAUUUUCCUCGAGGAUGUCCUAAGGAAAAAGUGAAUAUAGAUGCUGUGAUUGCCAAAAUUGAGAGAACUUUCUCUGAGUUUCCAAAUGAGAGGGCAACGUUAGAAGACAUGGGGAAAGUUGCAAAGGCUUGUGAAUGCCCACUUUACUGGAAAGGUCCUUUGUUUUAUUGUGCUGGAGGUGAACGAACAGGAUACGUGUCAGUUCAUAAAUUUGUUGCAAUGUGGCGGAAAAUACUUCAGACCUGCUAUGACGAUGCUGCAAAGUUUGUUCAUCUUCUAAUGAACCCUGGAUGCAACUACUUGGUGCAAGAAGACUUCAUUCCUUUUUUACAAGAUGUGGUGAAUAGUCAUCCUGGCCUAUCAUUUUUAAAAGAAGCAUCUGAAUUUCAUUCUCGGUACAUUACCACAGUUAUACAGAGAAUAUUUUAUACAGUAAAUAGGUCCUGGUCUGGGAAAAUAACUUGUAACGAGCUCAGGAAAAGCAACUUCUUGCAGAAUGUGGCAUUAUUGGAAGAGGAAGCUGAUAUUAACCAGCUGACAGAGUACUUCUCAUAUGAACAUUUCUAUGUUAUCUAUUGCAAAUUUUGGGAGCUGGAUACAGACCAUGACCUCUAUAUUGAUCGGAAGGAUUUAGCUCGACAUAAUGAUCAUGCAAUUUCAAAUCGGAUGAUAGAGCGGAUCUUCUCAGGAGCAGUAACAAGGGGUAGAAAAGCCCAAAAAGAUGGGAAAAUUAGCUACGCUGAUUUUGUCUGGUUUUUGAUAUCUGAAGAGGACAAGAAGACACCAACUAGCAUUGAAUACUGGUUUCGCUGCAUGGAUCUUGAUGGGGAUGGUGCUUUGUCUAUGUAUGAAUUGGAGUAUUUUUAUGAAGAACAGUGCCAAAAAUUAGAUAACAUGGCCAUAGAACCUUUGCCAUUUGAAGACUGUUUGUGCCAGAUGCUGGAUCUCGUGAAGCCACAAUAUGAAGGAAAAAUUACUCUGCAUGAUUUAAAGCGAUGUAAGUUGACAAAUGUGUUUUUUGAUACUUUUUUCAACAUUGAAAAAUACCUUGACCAUGAACAGAAGGAUCAGUUUUCUAUGUUGCGGGAUGGUGAAGGUGAAAGCCAAGAGGUCUCUGACUGGGAGAAGUAUGCUGCUGAAGAGUACGAUAUCUUGGUAGCAGAAGAGGCAGCAAGUGAUCAGUGGAAUGACGGGUAA